AGAGAGGCUGGCGGUGAAUUGAAGAGCUGAGGGGGGACCGUGAGGAGGACUGGCGGAGCCUCUGCAGCAAAAACACCAGCGCUGCUCAGAAAACCUACAACACCCAAACGCACCGGGCCGGGCGGGUUUAUCUCCUCCAGGUGUAUGAGGAGAAAAAAAAAACACGGAGGCAGAAAAAAAAUCUUGUAACGUCGACCAUUCAUCCACCGUUUCUCCGUGUAUCACUGCUGCUGCUGCUGCUGCCACACACACACACAAACACACACACGCACACACGGUGUCCCGGUUCACGUCACGGAGAAAGCGCCGGGGAGCUGCAGAGGCACAAGCCGGAGAGGAGCAGCUCUAUUUGGGGUUCUUAUUUUCGUUCUUUAUUUUUUCCGCCCACAGACUGGAGCUCAGUCCCGGAGCUGUCGCUUGGUGUUCACGCGGCGGCUGCAGAGCGCGAGGACAGGCGGGAAGAGGACGUGCUGAAGCGCGGAGGAGCGGCCGAGGGCUGCGGACACACGGAGGAGGUUUCUGUCAGAUUCUUUUCGGCUAAACGGGGGUUUAUAUCACGGUGCGGCGAUAUCCAGACUAGAGAAGGAGUCGGGCUCCGCCGCCCACCACCAGCAGCACCUCCCUCCACCUCCUUCAAUGGGUUAAAAAUCGAUUAGUUGUUCCAGAGCCGCCGCGCAGAGCCUCGGAGGGUCCGCUCACACCUGCUAACACCUGCACAGCCCGACCUGCGGGGGCUUAGGAUGUAGCCCCCACCUCUGCUCCGUUUCUCUGCAUCACCAUCCUUUCAAAACCUCCACCUCCACCCACCAGUGUAUCUCUGCCCCCCCUCCCCUCCUCCUCCUCCACCCCACCCAGCGUCCCACCAUGCCGGCGGGGAUGAAACCGCUCGAGAAGUUCCUGAAGAAGCAGACCACGGCUCUGACCCGGGCCGGGGGCUUUGUCGGCGGGGUGGCGGACAAGGCCAGCGGGGGGACGGGGGCGUCCCGAAGGAGGGCCAGCCUGUCCCGGGUCGUUCCCUUCUUCAGGGAGACGUCACCGGAGAGCGGCCAGGCUCGGGAGGUGUUCAGCCCCGACAGUGAGGACCCCCCUUCCUGGCCCUCAGCCACGGGGCCCGGUUUGGUCACAGUGCCCAGCAGCGCCAAUAGCUCCGGCUCUGGUUCUGGAGGAGGAGACGUCCGCAGUCCGUCUCUGUCCAGUGACGAGCAGAGCUCUGAGGCCAGCCUGAUCACAGAGAGCAGCGGGGGAGUCGGAGGAGUUGGAGGAGGAGGAGGAGGAGGGACGCCUCUACCUCCAGACACACCGGACAACCUGACCCUUGCUCUGCUGGACAGCGUGGCGGGAAGACGCACUGGACUCUGCAGAGAAACCCUGCUGGAUGACUUCAUGUUGACCCAUCCCAUCUUCCUGACGGCCGACAGGUUCCAGCAAGUCCUGCUGCAGCAAUUUAGUCUGGAGAUGGAGGGGAAGGAGGGAGAGGGGAGAGGGAGGGAGGCAGAGGGUGAGAGAAAAGAUGGAGGAGGCAGAGGAGAGACGGAGGGAGAGAGCGAAGUAGUGAUGGAUGCAGCUGAGAGAAAGCAGGCGGUGCUGAAUGUGGCGUUUCGAUACCUGGACACCUACAGAGAGCUGCUGCAGGAGGAGGGAGAGCGCAGCAACAACUUCCCAAAGGAGCUGUACCUGUGUGCAGUGCAGGAGUUGAGUCGGCACCCUGAGCUAGUGGAGGACGUCCUCAAGCUGCAGAGAUGGACUGAGAUCUUAAACUGCCCCUCUGAAGAGGAGAAGGAAAGCAGAAAGAAGCAGGUCCGUCCUCUGUUCAGACACUUCAGACGCAUCGACGCAUGUCUGCAGCCAAGAGAGGCCUUCAGAGGCUCCGACGAGAUUUUCUGCAGGGUCUACACUCCGGAUCAUUCCUACGUCACCAUCAGGAGUCGUCUGUCCUGUCGGGUCGGAGAGAUUCUGGCUCUGGUCCGAGAGAAACUCCAGUAUAGUGAAGACCAACCAGUUCUGCCUGGAAACCUCAUACUGGUGGCCGUCACAUCGGCCGGAGAAAAGGCAGUGUUUCGUCCCAGCGAUGAGGCCGUCUUCACCACACUGGGAGUCAACACUCAUCUGUUUGCUUGUGAACCCACUGAGCUCGACUCUCUGCUUCCCCUUCCUGAAGAGAUCCACUGGACACCCGGUGACAGCAAACUCCAUGACAUGUCCGCUGAGGAGGUAGCUAAUCAGCUGGUGGUGUUUGACUGGGAGCUCUUCAGCUGUGUGCACGAGGUGGAGUUUGUGUGUUAUGUGUUUCACGGGGAGCAGUCCCGCUGGCGCCCCCUAAACUUGGAACUGGUACUGCAGCGCUGCAGCGAGGUGCAGCACUGGGUCGCCACGGAGAUCCUGCAGUGCCAGUCGCUGCCAAAGAGGGUCCAGCUGCUCCGCAAGUUCAUCAAGAUUGCAGCACUCUGUAAGCAGCAGCAAGACCUGUUGUCGUUCCUCGCUGUGGUUCUGGGUUUAGACAACCCGGCUGUGAGCAGACUACGACUCACCUGGGAGGGUCUCCCAGGAAAGUUCAGGAAGCAGUUUCAGCAGUUUGAGAGCAUUGCAGACCCCUCAAGGAACCAUAAGUCCUAUAGAGACCUGAUAACCAGCCUGAGACCUCCACUGAUUCCCUUCACACCUCUGCUGCUCAAAGACUUGACAUUUCUUCAUGAGAGCUGUAAGACAUUUCAUGGUGAACUCGUCAACUUCGAGAAGAUGCAUAAAGUGGCAGAGAUGGUGAGGAUCAUCAGACGAUACAGGAGCAGCCAGCUAGCCAUGGAUACAGAGACGUCCCCCUCCCACCUGCAGACAAAGGCCUACGUCCGGCAGCUCCAGGUAAUCGACAACCAGAACCUGUUGUUCGACAUGUCCUGCAAACUGGAGCCCAAAGACACGUAAAGGGAUGGACAGGGGGGUAAAAAAAUAGAUAUGAAAAAGAGACUGAAAAUGAAAAGGUUGAGAUAGGAUGGAGAGAAAAGGAAAAGGAGGAGAAGGAAGACAGGAACAAUAAAGCAAAGGAGCAAACGGAUGGUGGAAAGUUCAGGCAGAAAGAGAUGAAAAUAAGUGCAGGAAGGGGUGUUACCCUGGAACUGAAAACCCUAAAACCUCCUCUUCAUCUUCAUGUACCUGGAACAAAAAAUAAGACGUUUUUGAUAAGCAAAAAAGAAUGAGCUUCUCUCCUGGAUUUGAGCUACAUCCACCACUUUAAUUUUCUUCUACACCUCCAUUGUCUCUUCCCUCCUCUCCAUCACCACUGCUAGCAGCCCUGACAACCACUAACACAGAGAGACACAUGAAGGGACUUCAAACUGGACCAAAACCUCAAAACACAGAGUUGUUUUUUCCAGUUUUUCCCUUAAACCUGUUGUCCAUCAGUCUGAUCAAAGCGCCCAUUAAAAAAUGUUCUAAUCUGCAGCAGGUUUGGGAUGCAGAGCUACUUUGACCCAAAAACAGUAAAGAAGAGAAAGAAGAAAUCUCGGACUCUUCCUGUUUUCUCACUUUCUGCACUUUCCUGCCCUUGUUUCUCUCCUCUUGUGGCAGCUGACCAAUCGAACUAGAGACAAUCUGACAAUGUGACUGACACCUGCUGAACUCUCCAACAAACAGCCUGUCGUUUAACGAUCAUUUCAUGGAAAACAAGAACCAUGCCAUAUUGGCUUGAGUAUAGGACAAAACAAGAUAAAACGUGGGAUCACAUUCUGCUUUAAUGGUCUGCUUUCCGUUUCUCUUUUACGAAAGAAAAAGCUUCAAGGAUGAGGGGUCUCUUCUCAUUUGACCCGCAGUAUAUUUGAGAGAGGACGUUUUUUUCUAUCCCCGAAAAAGUCGUCUCUCCAAAAAGAGCUUCGGAAAACGCCCGGGUUAUAUGAAUCAGUACCACCUUUUUUGAGUCAAUACGGUACUUCGGCAAAGACACUCAUAAACAUCUACAGAUCUACACAGAGAAGGAUGCAGUGGGUAACUUUUGAUGAAAACAAGACACUGCACAUCAAACAACUGGUUCAUCCAACGACCUGUUGGGAGGCAAUACAGACCUGGACUGGACUUGUUUAAAGAUGCACUCAAAAUGUGUUCAAGAACAAACAAAAACCAACUCCUCUGAACCACAACAAGGAGACAGAGAAAAAGUUCAAGCUUUAAAAAACAGCAUAGGAUGAAAAAAACGCCAGCAGACGGGGUCUUUUUCAACCGACAAAUAAGGCAAAUGUGGAUCCAUGUCAUGCAGCAUUGGUUUUGUUCCUCAGGAUUUUUUCCUCUGAGGACAUAAGGCCAGAGGACACUAAGCUCUGCAGGAACAUACAGAAACUAAAGAAAUUGAGUCACUCUGAACCUUUGCAGAGACCAGUUUGAUCCCUGAUCAAAUGAAGAUGCUACAACUUUUCAAAUGUUACAAUCUGAGUUUACACGAAAGACUUCUGCACUUAGAAAUCUUUUAUCUUUAUUUCAAGACUGAAUAUAUUUUUCCAUUAAAACUCUCUGCAUCGAAUAAAGGACACUACGGACCACAUUGUUGAUCUGUAACUGAGCUCAAGUACAGUGGAUUGUGUCCAUGGUUUACAUCAGUGGUAAGGGCUGUUGGGCUGACCUCUGAUUUGUGGUUCCUAUGAGCUGUCAUUUUCCAAACAGAGCAUUCAGGGACUGCUUUUGUGUUUCUGACCGCAGAUUCCUCUGUUAUUUCACCCAAACAGUGACGAUGUGUUCACUGACAUCUGUGACGGACUUCCAAACACUUUGGCAUAUGGGUCACGCUGCAUUCAUGGACUUAGAUCACAUGAUAUGACUUUAAUGGCGGACGGUCAGGAUGUUUCCUUACUGGUUCCUAACGUGAUCUCAGUGUCGGUCUGAAGACGUUUGUCAACUCUUCAUUCUUUCUACUUUUUUUUUUAGGAAUUUGACGGUGAACGUCAUCAUUAAAUGCCUCUCACAGUGUUUUAUGAUCCAACAGGACAGUUGGAGAAUUCACAUCACACUCACUUCAAAGGACCAUACCCGUUUUUUUGUAUGUUUUAACCGAUGUGCUUCAAAAUCACAUGCGUGCCCCAACUACCAAACCAAAACUUUUCCAAUAUGGUUCAGACAGCCAUAGAUUUCAUUACAUUUCAUCCAUUGCUACAAAAAUCAAUGUGCCAGCAGGACUGAUAUUAUGCUAUCAGCAGUGGUAUAAUGGCGAGAAUACACAGGUAUACGGGUUAUCCCCACCCUUUUUUUUCGGCCGUUUACAAUAUACCCAUCCAUCAGUCAAAUAGCCAUAGCAGUAUAUAGGAGAGUAUAUCGACUUCCUCUUUGAUAAACUACUCAUCUACCUAGUACACCUCAUUAACUACCACUGGCCAUGAGAACUAUAUCGUUAUCACCAUAUACAGUAACUCAGUCAAUAAGUAACGUAAAAAUUGGCAACAGGAAUCGCAUGUACCUUCUCAUGUGCUCAGACCAGGGAUGUAUACAGAGAACUGGAUACAGCAUUGAAUGCAGGGCCUAGUUCAUUCCUAUGAAAGUUGCUCAGUGGAGCAUGAAACCAAAAUGGUUCAACUUUAGCAUAAAAAAAUACCCAGAUUAUCGGCACUACUGCUGCACCAAGCAACCCACAGACUAGUGGCUGCUGAGUGCAGCGAGUGGCUAUCUUAAACUAAGUUAGGCACUCUGCUUACUUGAAUGGGGAUAAAAGAUUUAAUCAUGAUAGUAAAACAAGUUUUUUUUUUUUACGUGUCUUGAGGCUCAAAAAAUUGUAUCCACUCUUUUUAAGUAGAUGAAAAAAAGGCUUUUUUGGCUGCAGGGCAUCAGGUAACGUUGUAAUUACACUUUUUGGCCACUACGAAAAUUGUCUUCAAAGCCUGGCGCACUUCCUGUGGGCCUGACUCACUUUCUGUGGGCCUGGCUCAGAUAAAAGCACUAAUCCACUUGCCAUCCAGGCUAAAUCAUGCAAAAAACACAGGUAUGGUCAGAAAAUGAUCAUGUGCUGAUUUAAAUAAUAAAAACACAGCAACCAAUGGGCUGUGUCUGUGCAGCAACACCACACCAGAGAGACGAAUACAAACUUUGUAUUUUUGAAAGAGUCAACAACAAAUCAUUUUUUCUCAGCAUUUGGGAUCUACCUGCUGUCACAUCUGAAUGACCAAUUGGCUUCAAGGAAGGACCUGAACAACCCCCACAGAGCUGCCCCGCCAUUGGUCUGUUCAGUGGAUUUGGGGGGGGGGGGUCGACAUCCAAGGCAAUAACAGAGCGACAGGAGGUGAAGAUGGACGGUCAAUUUAUCGCAGCAACGAAGCACUUUUGCCAAACCUCAGGGCUCAGAGACACAGAGAGGUUUUGUUUACUCUUUAUUCUAGAUUUUCAGUAGAGUUCAGUUCAGUUGAGUCCAGUUGUGUUGCGAUCAAUUGGUUCUGUGUUUGUACAGCUGAUCACACUUCUGUCAUAUUUACUAUAAUAACAGAAAUCUACAGAGUUGUUGUUUUUGAUCACCACCAGGUCUGAGUCCAGCCUGAACACUGAAACUUUAUUUUGGUUUUGAUUGAUUGAAUUUCUUGAGUUUUGUUUUGCUAUGCACUAAAGAGUUUCACUCCAAGAUGUCAUAGAUAUUGUACAUUUUUAUAUUUAAAAACAAAAGAUUGUAUAAUUUCUAACCUGUUGCUAAUCCUGCAGUUGAUUCACAGUAAAAGCCUUCCAGCUGCUCAGGAACAAACCCUUACAUUUAGAGAAUUGACAUAAAAUUAAGAGACAAAAGCUUUUAUGGCAGAGAAGGCAAAGCAGUUCUUCAUAGGAUACUGUAAUUUUGAAGGAAAAAUCAUGUUGAGAUGAAGUUAAAAUUUGAUGACAGAAAGUCAUUUUGAGUUUAAUGUUGAAAUAUAAUGACAUGUUUAUUAUAAUACUUGCUGGAAGUCUUUUACUUGUGUCUUUUACAUUGAUGCAUUAUUCAAAAGAGUACAUGAGCCCCCCUCAGUUAUAUCCUACUUGUUAAGGAAAGUCAUUUUCAGUAAAACAUCCAGUUGAUCUCUUUCUGGUUGGGAUGAAACUCUUCAGUGCGUCUGGACGGUUCACAUGUUUGUAUCAAUGAUCUGAAAAGAUAUAAGUGGUUUGAAACUGUUCUCUGUGCUCAGCUCUGGUGGCCGGUGAGACUUUGUCAUUCUCCAUCUGUACCAUAACAUCCUGUUUACAAAAGCUUAGUGAGGCCGUCCCGUCCAGAGACAAGUCCACCUCCUGUCCAUGUUAGAUCACCACUAGGUAAAAUCUCCAGUCCAGUUUUUAGACCAAACAACUUAAAUGUAGUCUCUUUUAUUUUGUAUAUUUUUCUUUGCAACCUGCAGCAGGGUAAGAUGUCAACCAAGGGUUUUAUCUGGUGUUCAUUUGUGCUUUUUAGGUAUUCAAGUAAUUUAAUAAUUUUACCAUAACAGAUUUAA
Molecule: messenger RNA, 7412 nt
Organism: Plectropomus leopardus (leopard coralgrouper)
Lineage: Eukaryota; Metazoa; Chordata; Actinopteri; Perciformes; Serranidae
Gene: rapgefl1
Product: Rap guanine nucleotide exchange factor (GEF)-like 1
Biological process (GO): Ras protein signal transduction
Cellular component (GO): plasma membrane
Molecular function (GO): guanyl-nucleotide exchange factor activity
Source: RefSeq, a predicted model, not a curated record